GAGACUGGGGGUGAGAGGAAAAAUAGAUCAGCCGUGAUGAAUGACAGAGCAGGUUCGAUGGGCCGAAUGAUCUGAUUUUGCUCCUAUCCUUACUGUCUUAUCCAUGUACCUGUCCAAGUGCCUUAUACAAGUUGUUAAUGUACCUGCUUCAACCACUUCUCGGGCAGCUCAUUCCAUGUACAGUACUGAAUACUUCCUGGGUGAAAACAUUGCCUCUCGGGUUCCUAUCAAAUAUCUAUCCCCCACCUUAUUCCUAUGCCCUCGAGUUCUUGAUUUCCUCAACCCUGUGAAAAAGACUUUGCAUUCACUCUGUCUCUGACCUUUAUAAUUAGAAACAGUUCUAAUAUUGCUGGCAUAUGUUGUGAAAUUUGUUGUUAGGCUAUGAAUUACAGUGAGAAGUGUAUAUUUUUUAGUUAAUUUAAGUAAGUAGUGCAAAAAAAGUAGUGAGGUAGUGCUCAUGGGUUCAAUGUCUAUUCAGAAUCUGAUGGCAGACGGGAUGAAGCUGUUCCUGGAAUGUGUGUGUGCCUUCAGGCUCCUAUACCUGCUCCCUUAUAGUAGCAAUGAGAAGACACCAUGACCUUGGUGAUGGGGGUCCUUAAUGUUGGAUGCUGCUUUUUUUGAGGCAUUGCUCCUGGAAGAUGCUCUAGAUGCUGUGGAAGUUGGUGCCCCUGACGGAAUUUAUAACUUCCUGCAGCUUAUUUCGAUCUUGUGCAGUCCCCUCCCCACCUAUCAGAUGUUGAUGCAGCCAGUUAGAAUGCUCUGCACAAUACAUCUGUAGAAAUUUGUGAGUGACUGCUGACAUACCAAAUCUCUUCAAACUCUCAAUGAAAUACAGCUGUUCUUCUAAUUCAUCUAUGCUCCAAUCAAAAGUCCCAGCCUACUCAACCUCCCUCCAUAACUCAGUUUAAUGGAGGCCUGUGAUUGAAUGCUGACUUUCUCUAACAAGACCAGUAGGGAAUACUAUUGAAAAUGGACAGCAGCAGUGACAAUCUCACGCAGGAAAUUGUGCCAUGCCUUUUCAUCAGUGUCCAUCAUCGAGGAAAAAAGGAAGAAGAAGAAGAUGUUUUCAACUUUAUGAAGUUUAAUGAGCCACAAACAUAUGAAGCUCAUGAGAUGGUGACUGUGGGCAGGAAGAACACUUGUAGCAUUCAGCUAAACCAUGGAAGAGUUUCCAGGUUGCAGUUUCAGAUUCAAGCGUUUCUCACAGCUCACAGCUCAGAGCUUCAGUUUGAGUUAAAAAACCUAAGUAACAGGUUUGCACUCUCUAUCAAUGGUCGUAAAGUAAGCUACUUAGAAAAACAGCUGCUGCCUUCAAAAUCUAUACUCCAGUUUACUGAUUUUCAAUUUUACUUGGAACAAGUAGGAGGUGAUUCAGUAUCCAAGUUCGAAGUUGUAAUUAAGAAGGACUCCCCUUCAUUUUUUCAGGUGACAGACAACAAAUAUCCUUCUAAGGUUGUAAUGUCUUUUCCUAAUUUUCAGCAUGAUCCACGGGAACCAAUGGAAGUUGGUGAAGAUCUUGACCAAUACACGUUUUUCUAACAGGAUACUGGACACUUUGCCCUGCUGGACAUUAUAAAAGAUUGUUCCAAAACUCCAAGAAACAAAGUUGAAUCAGAAUAAAUGCAAAAUGCUUUAUAUAAGGGAACCAAUCUGAAGUUAACAAAGUGCAUAUAAUUAAGAUUAUGGCAACAUAAUUUAAAACCUGAUAAAUUUACUGUUUAAAUUUAUGAUAUAUAUAUAUCUUGAGAUAGCAGUUUCAUAUUUGCUCAAUAGGUAAAAUAAGAAACUUAAUAUGUAUGAAGUCAUAAUCACUAAACCAUUAACCACUGCACUGUUGAGCCAUAAUAACUUAUUUGGACUGCCUUGUAUGUUGUACCAUGUACAUGAAUUUUAGUUUUCAUUUGUAGCCCUUUCAGUAGAAUUUAUCCUACAUUUACCUGUAAAGUCCUUUAAUAUUACAAUAUACAUUUUUCAGUUUCAUCAAACGUUAUAUAAAGUUAAAUAAAGAACACUGUAUAUUAGAGGCUUUACUAAGUGGUACACUAUUUUGAUCAAGCAACUUAUUUUGAGUACCGUGUUCUAUUCCAUUCAUGAAAAGAUAGGAGAAAAUUGAGUAGUGAGGAAAGAUGUUAUAACAGCCACAAGGUAAAUCCUUGGUAUUUAAGACCAUAAGACAUAGGAGCAGAAUUAGGCCGUAUGGCCCAUCAAGUGUCCUCCACCGUUUGAUCAUGGCUGAUUCAUUUCCCUGUGAACUGUAUUCUCCUGCCCUAUGCCCCACAGUCUUUCUCACCCUGACUUAUCAAGAGCCUAUCAACCUCUGCCUGAAGUACACCCUAUGACCUGGCCUCCAUAUCCACCUGUGGCAAUGAAUUAAAGUCAUAUAAAGGUACAGCAAAAAAACAGUCCUUUUGGCCCAUCUAGUCCAUGCUGAACCAUUUAAACUGCCUGCUCCCAUCGACCUGCACCGGGACCAUAGCCCUACCAUCCAUGUACGUACCUAUCCAAACUUCUGUUAAACCUUGAAAUUGAGCUUGCAUGCACCCUUGCACCACUUGUAGUUUCCUCUAGGUGAAGAAGAUUUCCCUCAUGUUCCCCUUAAGCUGUUCACCUUUCACCCUUAACCCAUAACCUCUAGUUCUAGUCCCACCCAACCUCAGUGGAAAAAGCCUGCUUGCAUUUACAAUAUAUAUAAUCAUAAUCAAAUCUUCCCUCAAUCUUAUAUGUUCCAAAGAAUAAAGUCCUAACCUAUGAACAUUUCCUUAUAACUCAGCUCCUCCAAUCCUGGCAACAUUGCUGUAAAUUUUUUCUGUACUCUUUCAAUCAUACAGCAGGAUGCUGUUGAUCUCCCAAGUUCUUGAGUUAAAACUGCCAUCAUGUAGCCAGGUUUCUUGUUGACAUAGAGGGUUUCCCUAUGCAGGUGCAGUCCUUAGUACCACCUUUAAAGUAUGAAAAGCUUCCAUAUCUUCUUCAUUAAGAGUCAUAUAGUCAUUGGAGUGCAUGCUGCCUUUCAGCAGACUGGAGAGGGGUGGAGCAAUUUCAGCAUAUGAAUCAACCAUCCUCUGUUGCAGUUGCACAAACCCAGAAAUGAUCGAAGUUGCUGUACCGAUUUUGCUGAUUUAAUAGCCUUUGCACAAUCUUUACUGAUAUCCUGUUUGGCUUGGGAAAUUUUCUGUCCUAAAUAAAUCACUUCCUCUUGUUGCAGUCAAUCACUUUCUCCCAAUCAAUCUAUAUUGGGGAUUGUCAUUCCAACCGGCUGGUAAAUCCUGUUUGUUGUCUCCUAAACUAUCCUGAUCUCGCUGUGUCAACUUAUUUAUUUGCUGAAUUUUUAUCAUUGUAGCUAAAGUUAGAGCAUCAUCAUCUGGAUGCAAUUUGUAUCAACUCUUAAUCAAUUGAAGUUCAGCCCAAGUCUUUAAACUUCAUUUUGUUAGGAUGUGAAAAUUCCCCUGACCAUUUGUCAUUUUUUUCCUGGAUCUGGCAGUUGAUGACAGACUUUCUGUCUGCUUUCAUAAUCUCCUUCAUCAGUCUUGCAUUUUUUCAGUCUUAGUUUUUGCAGGGUCAAAUCUUGGCAUGGCUGCCCAACCAAUUACCUCAUUACUGACAUCAUCACUUGAGCCACUAGGGGUUUCUGUUGAGUCAGUAGCACUUUGCAGUUUCUUGGAGUUCUGAGGGUGUCGCUGUUUCAGGUGAUUAGUCAGUUUUGGCUGCCUUUCGACAUGAUUAACGUCGCCUAUUGGGUUGACUGCACUGCCCAUCAAGGGUCUUUCCUACGCAGCACGGAUUUGCCUCAUCUCAUUUUACAACUAUAAAUAGUGCACUUUGAUACAAACAUACUUUGCAUGCUUUUCCUUUACCUGCUCCAUUAAUGCAGAGAUCUGCUAUUUAGAUUUUUUUAUUGUUUUUUUUCCUUUACUCCCAAUUGGUAAGUCAAAUCAUUUACUUGCUGACGCAGUCCACAGGUUUGACUCUCUAUUUGGCGUGUCCACACUUUAAUGUAUCUAUCUGAUCUUGUAGCUCAUUGCGCUCAGACUUUUGUAGCACUGUUAAGGCCGCUAGAGUCCCAACUGCCUUAUUAGUUCCCAUCCACAACUUUCUGAACUUAUUACAUAUUUCAAUAUCACUUAUAAGCCAAUCCUCACUAGGGAGAAUUGAAAGAACGUUCCUUCCUUCCUUCCUGCUUUACUAAUAAUAGUGGACAAAUUUUCAAAAUGUUUGGAAACCAUCCCAGCAAGAAAAGCUACUGCCACAAACAGAGCCAAAACUCUGAUUAGGGACUAUAUUCCUAGAUGGGAAUUAUGUUGACUGAUGAACAUUGAAUGCUCUUUUCAUUGCCCUCAUCAUCCAGAGUCAUCAAGACAAGUUGGAAGAAUAAAUGGCUUCAUCAAAUAACAGCUGACUAAAUAUCACGAGUUAGGAGUACCAUGCCCUACUGUUUUUCCUUUGGUCUUAUGUAGCAUUAGGACAACUUCAAACAAGAAAACAAAACUGAGUCCAUUUGAAGUGGUGUCACUAUCAGGAGCUCUUAAUCUCAGAUAGGCUGAUAAUGCAUGUUAUGUCAGAUAGUUUGGUUGAUCAUCAUACAAAACUAACACAAGCUGUUUAGUCUGCUUCUCAAAAGGCUUCUGCAGCUUGGAGUGGUCCAUCGGAAGGAGGACUUACCUUGAUUCCUUGCGACUGGGUUCUGGUCAAGAAAAUGCAUGAGGAUCCCUUGGAAUCUCGGUGGGAAUGUCCUUACCAAAUAGUGUUAAUGACCAAUUCAGAAGUUAAGACCAUAAGACAUAGGUGCAGAAUUAGGCCAUCUGGCCCAUUGAGUCUGCACCGCCAUUCAUCAUGGCUGAUCUUUUUUUAUAUAUCUCCUCCUCAACCCCAGUUCCUGGCCUUCUCCCCAUAACUUUUGAUCCCAUGUUCAAUCAAGAACUUACCAAUCUCUGCCUUAAAUACACCCAUUGACCUGGCCUCUACAGCUGCAUGUGGCAACAAAUGCCACAAAUUCACCACCCUUUGGCUAGAGAAAUUACUCCACAUCUCUGUUUUGAAAGGGAGCCCCUCUAUCCUGAGGUCUCUCUAUCCUGAAGGUAAGGUAGAAGGUAAAAUUAGGUGGAUACAUGUCAGCCACUGCAAGCAAGCUGAAGUGUUUCCAGAUUAAGACAAAUACUGUGGGAAGACUUCAAGCUGGAAUAUAAUUAUUGGACAUUGUGGACUUUAUUUUGAUGCUUGUUAUAUUUUUGCCUGUUUCACUUACUCAUGAAAUGACUUGUAUAAGUAUUAACAAAUGUAUCCAAUCAUGAUGCAGUACUAUAAAUACUUCUAAGAAGUAGUUUUUGAUUACUCUGUAAUGUAGAUAUUGAAAGUUUUACCAGCUCUGAAACUUCAGCUGUGAUUCUGUCAGGAUCCCUUGUAGAAUCAAAAGGGGAAACUGCUGGAAUCCACUGUUUUUUUAAAAUACUUUUUAUAAGAUAUUAGAUGAAUUAAUGUACAAGUGAAGUCUUAGUUUAAUCAUAAUUUGUACUUUUUUUUAAUAAACUCAUGCACUUUUCACAGUA
Messenger RNA from Hypanus sabinus (Atlantic stingray), 5540 nucleotides. Its product is annotated as TRAF-interacting protein with FHA domain-containing protein A-like. The record is from RefSeq and is a predicted model, not a curated record. The coding region runs from base 970 to 1539 and encodes 189 amino acids. Gene Ontology annotation, biological process: canonical NF-kappaB signal transduction. NCBI's taxonomy places the organism in Eukaryota, Metazoa, Chordata, Chondrichthyes, Myliobatiformes, Dasyatidae. Gene Ontology annotation, molecular function: protein binding. The transcript is spliced from 2 exons.